AUGUCCGCCCCGGACGGGUGCGCAAAAGGGCCAAAACACCCAGCCGCCUUCCGGCACAGUUCCACCCCUUGUUGCCGGGGGACCGCAUUCCGCGACGCACCCUGCGGCCGGAAGCGCAUAUCGGCGCCCGCACAGGAAGUGUGGUGGGACCUCAUUCCCCGACGGAUCUGGAGGUCGGAAGUGCCCGGGGCCGGGGCGAUGGCGCUGCACGGGGGCUCUCGAAGAGAAGCGUGGUUGACUGUCCCCGGGCGGGGCGGGGCACUUGGGGCCUGGCUGCGCCUCCCGGGGGGCCUGAACUCGCUGGAGCAGCGGUCCCCGCGGCAGCACGUGCGCUUCCUGCCGGGCUUCGUGGAAGGAGAGGCGGGCAAGGAGCUGACCCCGGUAGCCACCCGCCUGCCCGUGCUGGCCGACCACCCGCUGGUGAAAGGACCGAGGUUCACUCGCUUGAAAGUUGGAGCAGGCCACCGGCUGGAUGUAAAGUCUUCUGGAGUGUUUGUGCUUGGAGUGGGCCAGGGCUGCAGGCUGCUCACAGACAUGUACAAUGCCCAUUUUACUAAGGAUUACACUGUUCGUGGUCUGUUUGGCAAAGCCACAGAUGACUUCUCCGAUACAGGAAAGCUAAUAGAGAAGACAACAUUUGAUCACAUCACAAGAGAAAAGCUGGAAAGGAUUCUUGCUGUCAUUCAGGGAAGCAAUCAUAAAGCUCUACUGACGUACGCUAACAUUGACCUGAAAACCCAAGAGGCCUAUGAGCUGGCAGUUAAAGGGUUACUUCGCCCUACAGAGAAAAGUCCUCCGUUAAUCACAGCGAUUCGCUGCCUUGAGUUUGCUCCUCCAGAAUUCCAACUAGAAAUCCAGUGCUUGCACGAGACUCAGCAGUACCUCCGAAAGAUAGUUCAUGAAAUUGGCUUGGAGCUGAAGUCAACUGCUGUGUGCACACAAGUGCGAAGGACCCGGGAUGGCUUCUUCACACUGGACAAGGCUCUUCUGAGAACACAUUGGGACAUGGAGAAUAUCCAGAAAGCAAUUCAAGACUCCAGGCUCACAGUGCAAACAGAACUCGAGAAAAGUUUAGGCCACCUGGAAAGGGCUGCUUAUGAUGAACAUAUCGAGAUGGACCAGGUUGAAGAGGGUGACGCAUCAAGAUAGCCCAGUGUUUGGGGGACACCUGCCAGCAGCCUCUCAUAAACAAGAUAGCCACGUGUUAACCAGAAGGGUGAACAAUAAUAGAUAGGAAAGAGAGUAAUCCACAACUAGCCUUUCUUCGGAUGGCCCUUAGCUUAGCAGGAGUUGUUUGUUUUCAUCCAACAUGUCUCCAUUGAGAGGCAAAAUAUUUUCUUUUAAAGUGUUGCACAACAGUAUAGUGAGAUCACUGACAUCUAAGAUAGCUUUGCAUUUACUUCCAAAGCCAACCCCCCGCUGAUGUUACUGGGAAGGUUCUGUUGGUAAGGACUGAUAGAGUGGAAAUACAUACCAGUGUGUUGCAGGCUGUGCUUCUUCUACUGCAUGCUUACUUUAUUUUGCUCUUUGUAAUGAGAAGUGCAGCCUAGCUAUAGGAAUUCUUUCCCCAAAUACAAAGGUUUUGUAUGAUAACAUAGGGUAUAGAUCAACCCUAUUUUCAUAUGUUGAAGGUGUAAAGAGCUAUUGGUCAAACCAAAAAAAUGAACCUGUGCAAGGAAGAUGUAAGAUUUGAGUGAGGCAAAACUUUCCUAGGAAGGGGAAUGCUUCAUUUGGCUUCUUCACUAAUCUCAACAAGAAGGCGAGGUAAGCUUGUGCAAAGGAAUUCAGGAGUAGGAUAUAAAAGCAAGAAAUAGGCUGGAAGAAAUUCAGAUUCAGUGCAAAAUAUUUAUGUGGAAAGAUGCUGCUCCAUGGUACCGACAUUUUAAAAUGAACAGGACCAAAAUCCCUGUGAUUCCCAACAUCUUGUGGAUUUAUCCUGCCCUACUGAGUUAACAGAAUGGUCAGUAUAACAUAGCUGUACAAACUAGCUGACAGAGGUGUGACCACUUUAAGGCUACAACUUACUAUUGAAAAUGCACCAUAAAUUGCCUGUUGUAGUUGAUCACUGCUAAUUUAUUUCUAAAACAUGCAGAUCCAAGCACAAUGCCAGAUGUACUAAAGCAGCUGCAAUCUGAAGUCUCAGAGUACCAAUUGCUGUAGUAUGCAAGUUUGGUUUUGACAUAAGGAAAGGCUGAUGUGAGGGAUGGGCAUUAAUAACAAUAUCCCAUUUUAGAUUCGCCACUGUUGUUUUCAAGGUUAUGUCCUAACAGGUACCUAGUGACUCUGCAGAUUUGCAUGCAAGCAAUACAGGAUUUCUGCUACGAGAAAAGAUUCUGCCUUUACCUCUUUUAGGCUCUGCCUGGGGCACUUGUAGAUACAAUUCUUUCUUUGAAGAUGUACCCAGACAGCUGUUAAAGGUGAGGUGUUACUCUGUGGUCUCACAGUGGAUAAUCCCCAGUGAAGCAAGUGUUUAACAGUGAUGGCUGAUCUUGUUUCUGUGUUUGUUUAUUUUUUUAAAGGAAUUUUAACUAAAUCCAUAGAUCUUUUGCCUUUUUUAGCUAUCUCCAAGGUUUUCUGGAUAAUGAUCAGAAGCCCAGCCAAAGCAGCACUAGGGCUCUCCUGCCACCUUAUGGUGGAAGAGCAUAAACACUUCUCUGGAACAGCUGGCGUGAACUCAGUAAAACUGCUAGUGUAUUUGCUCUUAUUCCUUGUUAAUAAGCAGUAUUUGUCUAUGAUGCUAGGUGCCAUCUAAUGAACAUCCUUUCUACAGACAGUUAUUGAUGCAGGCUGAAAUUUAAACAGGACAGGGCAAUUAGGGUUUACAGAGCAGGGAGAGAGGCUGAAGAGUAGAAACAACAUCCAGCUUGCAGAAAAAUGGGCAACAAGUAUCAUAGAUGUUAGGGCUGGAAGGGACCUCUAAGAUUAUUGGUUCCAGCCCCCUGCCCAAAGGGCAGAAAGUCAGGUAGGGUCAAAGGAUCCCAGCAAGAUAAGCAUCCAGCUGUUUCUUAAAGGUGUCCAGAGUAGGUGUCUACACCACCUGUGGGGGGAGUCUGUUCCAGGCCUUGGGGACUCGGACUGUAAAGAAGUUUUUCCUUAUGUCCAGCCUAAAGUGGUCUUGCGGAAGUUUGUGACACUUAGACCUUAUCAUCCCUUGGGGUGCUUGGUGAACAGUUGUUCCCCCAGAUCCUGAUGCACACCCCGAUGUACUUACAGGCUGCCACCAAGUCACCCCUGAGCCUGCCUUUUUCCUGGCUGAAGAGUCCCAUAGCUCAGAGCCUCUCUAUCUGCUCACUAGAGACCACUUCCCUCCAGAGCCCAGGACAGAAAUCAGGAUCCUCAAGUAUUACAUGAUCACCAGGGAUCCGAGUUUUGUUUCAUGCAGAAAAAUAAGUAUUUUUUCCCUUUAAAAUCAGGAAACUGCUGGCAGGGAGCAAGCAGGGGGCAGCAGGCAAAUAUGGCCAAGCCACUAGGGGAUGCUGCCCAGCUGCAGAGCAGUGGCUUUCCCUCACCCCCACCAGCAGGGGCUUGGUCCUCUUGUGCCCAGAACCCACUGCUAUGAGGGAGGGGACAGGCCUCCCAGAGGUGUUAGGUGGAUCCUUCCUGCCACCGCACCGAGACUCUCAGCCAUGCAAUGGGUCUCCUUGGCACCCCUGCAGCAGCAGGUCCCGGACAGGGCAACGAGCUCCCUGUGCCUUCGAUCAUGUUUGUGCCACUGCAGCCCAAACCUGGUAGUAUCCUCCGCACUCCAGGGCCAGGCCCUCCCCAGCUUGCCCCAGGGGGGAGGGGGAAGGGGUCUAGUCCCAGCAGGGCAACAGGUCAGGAGUGAGGGGCAUUGGCAAAGCAAGGGGUGGGGGGUGACUAUGGCUUAGGAGUGAGCGCCAAUGGCAUGGGCAGGGCACUGGCUUAUCAGAGCUAUUCAGUACCGCAAAGCAGCAGGGGAGACGGCUACAGCUAGCCCCAUGUCCUGGUAAGCAAAGGAGGCAGGGGGAGCUCCAAUUUCCCAUGAUAAAAAAAACAAAAUCAAACACCAAAAUAUACAGGUAUGUAAACAUUUUUAUAAUGAUUAAGGCACCAGUAGGCUUCCAAAUUGCUUUAGAACUGUAAAUUUAUCAAUAAAACACUGUAGUCAACUGAUACCUAUAUAGAAUAGCAUUUCAGUUUAAUCAUGGAAAAACAGGGAUUUUAAUCAGAGAGUUUUGGGGGUUUUAUCAGAGAAAACCGGGAUCCCUGGAUCACAUGACUUUUCUGCAGGACUCCAUCCAUGGAGUUUAGGUCCCUAGCAGAAUGCAUAGGCAGAAGAGGAAAGCAUCAAGGUAACAGAAAAAAAAUGCCACAAUGUAAGGUUAUCAACUCUAAUGCCCUACUUUGCAGCCUUACUAUUCUCUGCUACAAGUUUUGCUCAUCUCAAGAUGCUGCUGAAGUUAGCUGCAACCAGGCACCUGGAAAUCAGGAGAGGGUCUCUCCUUGUGUCCACUGUUGCCUGCAGCUGGCAGCAUUGGUGCUAAUACUGACCGCAUUGCUGCCUCUCGGGAAGUGUCUGUCUACAAGUUAGUUCACUACCAGGGAACAUGAUAGCAUUCUCCUUAGCAUCUCUACAGGCUGGUAAAGGGAGUGGCUGAGA
This is a messenger RNA of Alligator sinensis (Chinese alligator), 4621 nucleotides long. It is a transcript of the gene TRUB2, whose product is annotated as TruB pseudouridine synthase family member 2. The coding region runs from base 1 to 1149 and encodes 382 amino acids. The transcript has 8 exons. The record is from RefSeq and is a predicted model, not a curated record. Gene Ontology annotation, biological process: RNA processing; pseudouridine synthesis. NCBI's taxonomy places the organism in Eukaryota, Metazoa, Chordata, Crocodylia, Alligatoridae. Gene Ontology annotation, molecular function: pseudouridine synthase activity; RNA binding.